Ostrea edulis (European flat oyster) is the source of this 2029-nucleotide messenger RNA. RefSeq names its product adrenodoxin-like. Gene Ontology annotation, molecular function: 2 iron, 2 sulfur cluster binding. Bases 22 to 528 code for a protein of 168 amino acids. Lineage: Eukaryota; Metazoa; Mollusca; Bivalvia; Ostreida; Ostreidae. Gene Ontology annotation, biological process: P450-containing electron transport chain; positive regulation of oxidoreductase activity. The transcript has 4 exons. The record is from RefSeq and is a predicted model, not a curated record. Gene Ontology annotation, cellular component: mitochondrion.
CGUUAUUCACCUAUCUCAGAAAUGGCAGCAAGAAAUGUCACACGUUUUGUCCUGCCCCGGUUUGCGUCGGUUUUUCAGCGAUUUAAUGCCACAACUGUUCCACUGAUAAUGAAGAAAAGAGCUCUUUAUAGACACGAACAUUGCAGAUUGUUCUCUACUACACCAAAGCCGCUUGAAAAGGAAACUGUGACGGUUCACUUUGUGAUGUCUGACGGCAGCAAGCAGUCAACUAAAACCAAAGUGGGAGAGAAUCUUCUGGAUAUAAUUAUUGAUAAUGACAUAGAUAUUGAUGGAUUUGGUGCUUGUGAAGGAACCCUGGCCUGCUCCACGUGUCAUCUCAUCUUUACCAAUGAGGAUUACGACCGAAUCAAAGAAAAGCCCACAGAUGAAGAACUUGACAUGCUAGACCUUGCUUAUGGCCUUACAGAUACAUCACGUUUAGGAUGCCAGGUUAUAGUGACCAAAGAGAUGGAUGGCCUUGAGGUGAGGGUUCCUUCUGGUGUUGCGGAUGCCAGAGACCCCUCGUGACAACAGCUGUUGUUUUAGGGCAAAGUUUUAAAAAUUAUACCUCUCACAAAACAUAUAUAUCAAUAUUUAAAUCGGAUUCAAAUUACUUGUAUUUAUUUCAAAUGCAGAUAAGUACAGUGUACAUAUAUAUAUUUCAUAUUGACAAGGUACAGUUGCACAUUACUUGUAUCCUAUAGUAGAAUAUAAAUAGCUGUUCCUAUAUGUGAGUACUUUCGGUGUCCGGUCGCUCGAUGACUUGUGUGUACAGUAUGAACAGUAACAUGCCAGGGGAGGUAACUUGGGAAUUUUACAUAUUUUUCUCGCAUGAGAUAAGGGUUUGUGAUAAGAUAAGAUUUUGUCAAUUUGAAGUUUUUUACAAGCACUUUAACAGUACUGAUACUGUUACAGUAAGUCAGUAUGACUGACUGAAGUAGAUUUUUAUGCCCCGAGAUCGAAGAUCCGGGGGGAGGGGGGUGUAUGUUUUUGUCCUGUCUGUCAUUCAGUAAGUGAUAGAGCUUUGAUAUUUCACAUGAGUAUUCCAUGUGACAUGACCUUUCCGUGGGUACCAACAUUUUUUACCCUUUGAACUUGGAGUUUGACCUACUUUUUGAAAACUUUAACCUUGCUGAUACCUUUUGAACAGCAAGUGAUAGAGCUUUGAUAUUUGACAUGAGUUUUCCUUGUGACAAGACCUUUCCGUGGGUACCAACAUUUUUUACUCUGUGACCUUGACCUUGGAGUUUGACCUAAUUUUUGAAAAUUUUAACCUUGCAAAUAACUUUUGAACAGUAAGUGAUAGAGCUUUGAUAUUUCACAUGAGCAUUCCUUGUGACAAGACCUUUCCGUUGGUACUAAACUUUUUGACCUUGACAUUUGACCUAUUUUUAAAAACAUUGACAUUGGUCAUAACUUCUAAAUGGUAAAUAUUAGACCUUUCAUAUUGCAAAUGAGCAUUUCUUGUGACAAGAUCUUUCUACUGGUACCUAGAUAUUUGUCCUUGUGACCUUAGCCAUCUUCGGAAUUGGCCAUUAUCGGGGGCAUUUGUGUUUCACAAACACAUCUUGUUAGUGAGUGUACCAGUAUUUAAAAUCAUCCCUGAUACUUAUAACAGCCAUCUUACUGAUACCUACUCAUUGUGUACUGACUAAAUCACGAGAAGAGUAAUCGUGUGAAGAUCUGUAUUUUGUUCUCAUCACCACAGGGGUAUUAAUAGUUUUCACGAGAAGAGUUUUCGUGUGAAGAUUUGUAUUUUGUUUUCAUUACCACAGGGGUAUUUUAAAUAGUUUUAAAGUCAUUGUUUCAUAAUAUGACUUUACCCCAUUCUGAAACUAGAUUACGAUGUUGUUAGAAGAAAGGAAAGAAACAACGAUGACUUUUCUUGUGAUGACUUUUCUUGUGAGAAGAUUUGAGUGUAUCUGUUGAUAAUGUUGCGUAUAUUAGUAAAUGUAUAUUUGGUAUACAUAUGAAUGGCACACUACAGUGUAGUAAUUAACGUCUAAUCAAUAAAUGAAUGGUAAUUUGU